UCCCAGCUUAGAGUGUGCUGGUUAAGCCCAGCCGUCAUUGCCUUUUUAAGACCAAAGUGGGAAAUGAUUUACAAAUUUACAACAAAUUUUCAUAGACUGCGAAGACUUGAACGCGUGCUAGACCAAGAUGAAGCCUGAAGUUUUCACUGCUGCCAAAAAUGGCGACCUUGAUGCUAUUAAAAAAUUGCACGAGCAAAACCCUCGACAACUUAACGAAAUUGCUUUUGAAGGCAAUACUGUCCUGCACAUCGCUGCGAGGGAAGGCCAUUCGGGGCUAGUUGAAUGGAUUCUUCAAAAUGUGAAAGGAUGUCGUAUGCUUGUAGCUCGCAAUACUGAUCGGAAUACGCCCCUGCACGAAGCUGCUAAGCGGGGAAAUACUGAGAUAAUUAGCACUCUUCUCCGCCACAACAAGUGUGCAGCCGCUAAACGCAACCAGCUUGGAGAGUCAGCUCUGAUAAUAGCUUCGGAGCACGGUCACGAGAAAGCAGCGAGGGAUUUGGUGGAAGCCACACCGGUAUAUAUCAUCUUCUGGCCAAGGAAUGACCACCAAACUUGCCUUCACGUUGCGGCCUACGGAGGGCAUUUAGGGAUAGUAAAUGCGAUACUUCAAAGGAAUAGUUUCUAUGGUAUUCUGCAACUCAUUAUGAUUAUUCGUGAUCGCCAUGGUGCCACUCCAUUGCAUUCUGCUGUUCACAAGGGAAAUGUAGAGAUUGUGAGUGAAAUUUUAAAGAAACAAUUAAAUUCAAGGUUUUGCAUAAAAUGGUUUGUCAAGAGUUUAAUGGAAAAGAAGGAUAAGCUGGGAAGAUGUGCAAUACAUUUAGCAGCAAUCAAGGGCAACCGGGAUAUGAUGGAUGAAUUCAGGUCAAAAAUGCCAGAUUGUCUUGAAAUUCAUAGUGCACACCAUAAGACAGCUUUGCAUUUUGCGGUAGAAUACAACCAAUUUGAUAUGGUGAAGAAGCUACUACCUCAAAACAAGAGGGAAGAAAUGGCAGAUCUAGUGAAAUACGACCGAGACAUGUAUGGAAACACAUUGUUACACUUGGCAGCCCUCAACCAAGUGGAUCCAGAGCUUGUAGAAUACCUGUUGCCGUUUGUAAAUUUGGACGCCAUCAAUAAUGAAGGACGUAGUGCAUUUGAUAUACAUAUAGCAGCUGCUGCUGCAACAUCUAAAAAUGAACCCAAGUUUACCAAGAUCACAGAUAUUUUAAAAGGCCACGGAGCAUCUGAAAGAUCUUUGAAAUCAGUGGAUUUCAAACAAGAGAGCUAUGCAAAUGAAAAAAUCAUGGACGUGGACACCCUGGUGGCAUCACUCAUUGCCACCAUCACAUUUGCAGCCAUUUUUACUGUACCGGGAGGAAUUGACGACAAAGAUUGUGGAAAUUACAAUGAACAUAGUGGAGCUGCCCCUACACCUGGUGGAGAUGGAUGUGGAGUUGCUCGAAUGGCAUUGAAAACCCUUUUUCAAGUGUUCUUGUUCUCUGAUAGCCUUGCCAUGUUUGCCUCUCUUACAGUUGUUAUUGCCUGGUUAUUCCGAGAACGGUUACAAACAAAGCUUAUUGCAGAUCGUUCGUUAUUGGCCAAGUUAUCAGUGUUGAGCUUGGGGGUUUCCAUAAUCUCUACCGGACUUGCGUUCCUGAGUGCAACCAUCCUGGUCACAGUACCCCGUGAUGAUAAAAAAAAUAACAAUCGAAGUGAAUAUGAUUCGUUGUUAUGGGGUGAGAUAGUGACAGCUUUUUCUGCACCAGCUCUUGCGCUCAUUUUUCUGUCAAUUUUGUGGGCAAUAGAGUAUAAUUUCAAUGCUACACUGGAUAUCCGAGCCCGACUUAGGAUGCAACUCAAAGAAGCCCUCAUCUAUAUAAUUCCACCUCUUGCUGUUGUAUUGGGAAUUACUUUUGGUUAUGGUUAUAACCAAUAUUAUUAGCAAUCUCCAUGUUUACUGCUGUGAAAUUGGCCUCCCCAUUAAAUGGCCAACUGUUGAAGAUGUCAGAUGUUAACAGCACGCUAUGGGUCUUUGGUAGCUUCAGUUUUGUUUAUGUUCUUGUAGCAAGUUCUAUUAUGAUGGAUUAUAAUAUUCUCUCUAUUGGCU
Messenger RNA from Cryptomeria japonica (Japanese cedar), 2086 nucleotides. Its product is annotated as ankyrin repeat-containing protein At5g02620. The coding region runs from base 128 to 1921 and encodes 597 amino acids. The transcript has 4 exons. Gene Ontology annotation, molecular function: protein phosphatase regulator activity; protein phosphatase 1 binding. Lineage: Eukaryota; Viridiplantae; Streptophyta; Pinopsida; Cupressales; Cupressaceae. Gene Ontology annotation, cellular component: plasma membrane. The record is from RefSeq and is a predicted model, not a curated record.